CCUCGUUUUUGACUUGAGAGACGGAGUUCCGAGCCGCCGACUAUCGAGCGCGCCGAAGGCGUCCAAGUGCCUCCAGGACACAGACAACGUCGCUGUCUUCCCCCCACUAGCGCCUCAAUCUCCGUAUGGCGCACGACCGCGCAGCCGCUGUGACUGCAGCCACAGCGCGCGCGGGGCCGCCGCUGCUCGUGGCUCGCAACUUGUUACCUUCUUCCGCCAGCGUGAGCAGCAGCAGCGUCAGCGCCAGCACCACGAGCGUCAUGAGCUCGUCCUCGUCCUCUUCAGUCGCCACUAUGGGGACACGCAGCACCAGAAGAAGAGACCGCAAGUACGUGGGGGAUGCUACUGUCACGACGACAUCCUCCUCGACGCUGUCCACCGCGUCCUCGGUGGACGUUUCGUCCACUGCCACAACUGAAGCGGCUCGACGCGCGCGACGUCACACGCAUCACAGUCAACCAGACCAGGAUCCUAAGCGUGAGAGACGGCGAGGAGCGUCCUCUCCGCAUCAUCACCAUAGUAACAGCCAGCACAGACGUCCACGGACGAGAGAUGCCGGUCCAGGAAACUCUAUGGUAUCAGACGCCAAUGCUGACAUCGGUCCAGAGAAAUUUGCAUCUAAAGUACUGGCCAAGACGCAUACAAAGAGUGUGGCGUCAAUGGAAUCGCCACCAGCAUCACCGGAGCAUUAUUCUUCCUCGUCAUCGGGCGGCCAGGGUAGUGAUAAGGAGGAGACGGCUGGACAAACGGACCAACAGAGACAGCAGGUAGCAAUGAAGCCUUCGAGGAUGGUCGUUAAACGACGAGCUACAGCGCCUGCCAGCAGUAAUAGUGCUCGUCGGCCGUCGACGGGACCUACACCCGUGCCAUCGUCACCUGCUCGACAACCUUCUAGGAGUGUGGGGAAGCCAGGAACGACUAGUAGUCCACGCGUUGGAGCUGGUAGUCCGCCAGUUGGAACCACCAGUCCUGGACGAACUACCAGCAGCUUGGAGAGGUGGCAAAUUCGAUUGCAACGAACCGCUUCGGGCAAUUCUAGCGGCACAGAUGACGAACGUCAUGGACGGGAGCCGUCGUCUUCAAGAAAAUUAUAUAGUAAUCACCGCAGUCGCCAGCUCAUGGAGAGCCCACCACCACCAGAUCAGGUAGCAGCUACAAAUCGAAGACUUGGAAAUGACUCCCCGUCAGUGGAUCAAGCGAGAACGCGAGCACGAAGCACGUCACGAGGCUCCAGACAGGCGUCGCCAGGAGGAAGCGGAGGGUUACCACCGCCACCACCUCCAUUAUCACUUUCGACAGACGGACAGGGCUCAACUACUCCUCGAACAUUGGCACGGAAGGUCCCACAGCUUGACGAUGAUACUGAAGGAGGAGAUGACGAUUCUUCGCCGAAGCCUCGACCUGUUCGUAUUCGUUACGAGACACCAGAGCGUGGCAUGGGCGGCAAACGCGAGAUUUCUCACGCUUCGCUUGGCAAACUCAUCGCGCGUCUCACAGAUGCUCACCAGUACGACACAGAAUUCCGUGACGUGUUUCUGCUGACGUAUCGCUCGUUCUGCUCACCUUACGACUUCAUUAAAAAGCUGCUGAAACGCUACACUGCAGUGCUGUCGCUAUGCGGUAACGUCGACCCGGAGACGAUUGAAGAAACUCAGCGAUUGCUGGACCAAAUCACUCUCGAGGAAGAGAGUGAGCAGCGUUCGUCGAACUUGACGUCAAUUUCAACUGCAAAAUCUGAUAUCAAUACUGGAAUGGAAGCCAACGUGUCCAUCAUGCGUCUGUUAAGUGUACUCAAGUUCUGGAUCAAGGAGAGCGGCUUUAUUGAUCAAGAUCUGAUGAAUGAUCGCAAGGCCCAGAAGAAACUCAUGGCAUUCCUGAGCGAAAUUCAGAACACGUCGCCCAUCCCAUCCAUUCGUCGCCACGCUGAGAAUUUGCUAUUGACUGUCGCACAGUUGCUAUCAUCGCAGAAGCAAGUGCAGCAAGCUCAACACACUCAAGCUCAAGCUCAGACGAAGACUCAAUCGCAAAGAGGACCUGCUAAAGUUCCUCCUCCUCCAGCACUAGUGACGUCUUCUUCUGCAUCAGCAGUGCCGGAUAAAUCCUUCUCGAGACCAGGUGGUGAUGUAGUUCAAGACCCUCAAAGUGCAGUAGCUCUGGCCAUGGCGCACCAGCUGAGUGACCGUGGAGCGUCACAUUCUCGAAUGCGCGCCCAAGCUGCCACUAAACUGGCUUUGGCACGAUCGUCUUCAGACCCGAAGCGUGAGAGAUCUAUGGUGAAACUUCGCACGAAGAACUCGAACGGUGACAUAUUCCAGCUUCGAAGUCGGUCGAUUCCUUCGGGAGCGGAUGAUCAAGCGGUAGCAGCGGCAGCGACUAGAGAUCGAAUGCUACGCAAUGGCGCACAACACGCCGCUGUGUCUAGUGCCGCUGCUGUGGCUCCAAAGAUCGCACGAGGUAUCACCACUGGCAGUGCCGAGGCUGCGAUCAAAGCUAAUGCCAAUGACACCAGUGCAGGCGGCUUCGAUGAGAUUAUCCAGGAUACGUUGCAACGUGCCCGGCAAUCGGCGGCUUCUCGUAAGAGUGCACGAAUUAGUUACGACAACGUGGAGCCUUUGUCUGGGUUAAGUGCACAGGAGCUGGCCGAUCAACUUACGCUUAUGGAGGCAGAUCAAUACUUCUCGAAACUGAACCCCCGUGAGCUGACCAACAAGGCGUGGACGCGUGAGAACAAACACCGAGAGGCCCCGCAUGUGAUGGCUUUGAUUGAGCUCUUCGACGCCACGGCUGAGUGGGUUUCUAGUGAAAUUCUGCACCCGCAGUUGCAGGCUGUGGAACGCGCCAAGAUGAUCACGCUGUUCAUUGAUGCAGCGGAUAAUUGCUACCAGAUGAACAACUUUAACACGCUCUUUGAGAUCACGACAGGACUGUCGGCGCCGUGUAUCCGACAGCUCAAUACAACGUGGAGUCUCGUGGGUGCAGCGGCGCAGGAGAAAUACCAGUGUCUUCAGCAGGUAUGUUCGCCUGAUGACAACUACCGCAGCUAUCGUCAAGCGUUUGCACUGGCAGAAGGGCAGCCGCGACUUGCGUGUUGGUUCAUCCUAGUCAAGGAUCUGUUCACUUAUGAAGAAGCCAUGAAGUCCAUGGAAGACGGACUUGUGAACUGGCAGAAGUUCCGCAAGAUCUACCGAGUCAUCAGGGAAUCACUGGAUCGACAGAAUUUUAACUACGUACCUCCAAGUGGUGGAGCUAAUGGCGCUGGAAGCAAUGGUACCAAUACGGGCGGUGUGUCAAGGAAAGGCCGCGGUAUUCUACGGCACGACAGGAAGAACCAGAUUCACAUUCGGCAUCGGAUUGACACGAUCCGAAAAGACAGCUCGGUGCUGUAUCAACUGGCACGCAAUGCCAACACACAGGAGAGCAUUCUGUUUGUGAACAGUUUAUCGGAGGCAGGUUUCUUGUAAUGCAACGAGAACACCGGAGGAAGUCGCGCCCGAUCCUGCCUCAUGCAAUGUACAAAACGUUAUUCAGAGCUGCAACGAUUGGAGUCAGCUCAAGAACAGAAUGAAAGAAAAAGCAAAUAAACCCUUGUGAAAAUCCCUGGUGGCGCGCUUUUGGACGGAAACCUGGGAAGUAUCGUACAAGCGGAUCAUUCAUGGACUACCAGCAGUGCAGCUCAAUUUUUUGUGCUGGAGCUACCGUCGUCCGUCUCCCAUUUCUCUUUGACCUGUGCUUCUGCCUCUGCUGAUGACCUUGCGGCCGCUUCAGAUUUCCCCUUCUUCUCCUCACCCUGUUGCUCUUCAUCAGACGAAAGCUUCCGUUUAGCACCAGCCUCACGCUUCUCCUCUGUCUCCUUCCCGUUCUUUGGCUUCUCUUUUUCCUCUUCAGCAGUCCCAGUCGGGAGCCUUGCAUUGUCAAAUAGAGCCUUGGCCGACACACCCACACUAACAUCGCCCUCAUUUUUUCUCUCGUCCAGUUUCAUCUGCACCUGACGGGAACGCCACUUGUACAGCUCGUCCAGAAAGUCAUCUCGGUCCAGAUCUUUGGCUCCCAGCCCCAUUUUAUAGUCCAUAGACAUGCCCAG
Molecule: messenger RNA, 4081 nt
Organism: Phytophthora nicotianae INRA-310
Lineage: Eukaryota; Oomycota; Peronosporomycetes; Peronosporales; Peronosporaceae
Exons: 2
Coding region: 126-3461 (1111 amino acids)
Biological process (GO): small GTPase-mediated signal transduction
Molecular function (GO): guanyl-nucleotide exchange factor activity
Source: RefSeq, a predicted model, not a curated record